Messenger RNA from Symbiodinium sp. CCMP2592, 510 nucleotides. The record is from the annotation of a GenBank genome assembly. Lineage: Eukaryota; Dinophyceae; Suessiales; Symbiodiniaceae.
AUGGGUGACAAGCCCGUUCUCACAGGCAUCGUGAAGAGACGACAACAGAUGUUGCGAUAUCAAUUGCAGCUGCUCCACUCCACCGCCGCCCACAACACGAUCGCCGAUGCCACAGGCGAAGCAGUUAAGAUGACCACAUCGGCCAACUACUUCGAGGGCAAUCACAGGAUGCAAUCCAACAGUUUCUGCGUGAAUACGAGGCGUGUAAGACGGAACUUGAGCUAUCACACAGACGGAGCACCUGACUUGGGUGCCGUUUGGGCAAAUCGUGCCCAGUGUUGGCUCAAAAUGGGUGAUCAUGAGAAGGCCUGUGCAGAUGCGGAGAAAUGCACGGAGGUCGAGCCGAUGAACCCAAAGGGCUGGUUCCGGAAGGGCAUCAGCCUCCAUGCAAUGCAACGCUACGCUGAAGCCAUUCCUGCUCUCCUUGAGGCUGAGAAGUUGGAGCCCUCCAACAAGCAGAUCCUGGAUGCGAUCAAGAUGGCCCAGCUCAUGGCCAGGAAGUCCGCCUGA